UACCUAAAACAAAAUAUAUAUACAUAUAUAUAUAUAUACCUCCUCCCUUUCUCCCUCAAAGAAAAAAAAAACAAAAAAAACUUGCUUAAUGGAGUACCUGUUAUGGAACCAAUUUAUAAACAAAAGAUUUCAGUGCUUCUGUAACUGAGAUCGCGAAAGGAAAGAAAAACUAAAUCAGAUUGCUGUUUAAAUGUGUGUCUCUAUGUAUAAUUGAUACAUAUAUAUUAUUAUAUUGCUAGUAGGCCAAAAGAGAUUUUGUUUUUUUACAAGGACGAUACGUGGAAAGGACUACCUAAAAACUACCAGAACGGCUGAUCAACAAUGUCAGGUCGCGGUUCUUGGAACAAACGGUCGACUGUCGGAGUGUUCGACUUCAAUGAGGAUCGCAAAAAGCGUUAUAAACACAAGCGGUCGCAAUUUUACAUGCACAAGACUGCACAUUUCGCCACAACUGGGCCACCAUCGUCGGCGGCCAUGGUUUCAUCCUCAUCGCCCCCAGUUACCUCUCUGACAUCUCCAUCAUCUGCCGGAUCAUUACCAUCGACGAUGUUACCGUCAGCAGUAGCUGACAGAAGUAAUAAUAAUAAUAAUAAUAACAGCAACAACAACAGCAAGAGUAAUAAUAUUAAUAACAGUAAUAGUAACGUAGCUUCUCAUCCCGUGCUCCCCCCGAACUCAUCGCUUUGUGCUACUUCCAUUAUUUCGCCUACUUCCACUACCUCCACUCCUAUUUCUUCUCUUUCCUCGACAUCCCAGCCAUCGAGCAAUUUGCUCUCUCGGCCAUUACUGUCUGCUGUCCAGAAAUCAGCAACAAGCAGUAACAAUGUGAAUAGCGGAUCUAAUCUGCACCACCAUCACCACCACCGCCAGCAACAGCAGCAUCUACAGAUUCACCGCCAGCAACAGCAGCAACAACAGCAGCAGCAUCAUCAGCAUCAUCAACAACAACCACAUCAUCGUCACCUCUCCUCUUCGGUGAACAAUACUGGAUUGCUCGCAGACAACAACAACACUACAAAUAAUAAUAACAACAACAUAAAUAAUUCUACUACUACUACUAUUACCAACAACAACAUCAGCGGCGGCAGCAGCAGUUCUGCAGCUGGCAACCUUAACUGCCGACGAUUACCCACUAACAACAGUAUGAAUGUGACCAGUUCAGCCAGCACUUCGUUGACCACUGGUGUGGCGAACAUGGGCCUCGGCAACAACAGCCCCACAAACAAUAGCAACAGUAGUAUGGCGGGCAACAAAGGUAUGAUGAUGAUGUCCCCUUGCAACAUGGGGACGUCUCCUUCGAGUGUUUCCUUCCACCAUCCGUUAGGUUUGAGGAACGACGUGUUAGCUUCACGCCUGCACAGUCUCUGCUCGAUCAAGUCCUCAAAUUCGCCGGUUCCGUCGUCGACCUCGUCGGUUUCUAUGAUGCCGUUGCCCCCAAACAGCAACCUUCCUUGUCCGAACGUUGCCAACCCACAUGCCAUGACCACAACUACUGCUCUGGCUAACACCACCUCUUCCACCGGUAUCAUCAGCAGUGGUACUGGUAGUAGUAGUGUUAGUAGUAAUAAUAAUAACAACAACAACAGUAAUAACAACAACAAUAAUAAUAAUCACAGCCAUGGCACAGGGAUCUCUUCGUUAAACAACCUGAAAACUUGCCUUCCAGAUGGCAACUCGACCAUCAUGAGCAACAACAGCAAUACAACUACUAAUAGCAGCAACAACAACAGUAAUAUUCAUAGUAAUAAUAGCCAGAUGGGCUUCAGUACAAACGCGGCAGCUAUUGGUAGCAAUACUAGUAACAAUACUAGUAGUAACUUACUGACUGCUACUUCCGGCUCUGGACCUGUUCAAACGAUUGAGUCUGGCAAAACUGCCAAGAACACUCGACGCCAUCACAUGGCUACUGAUCGAAUAUACGAGUUUGAAUCCAGUCCCCCGACGAGCGAUGUUACUGAAACCCCUGCCCAGGCGGCUGUUGUGAUCGAUUCUCAACAAAGAAAGCCUAUCUGGUCACCUGCAAAAACCAAAAGCCAUGAAAGCUCUAAGACCAAAGACAACAUAAGUGAUUCUGACACAACAAACAAAGAACAAACCAUGCAGACACCAGAUUCAGAAUCCCACAUUGAGCUUCGAAGGGGACGUAGUGCACGAUCAGUACAGAAUAACUCUGUUGAUCAAAGGCCUAUUCGCAGAUGUUCGGAAUUCAAUGACACACAGCUGGCCUUUCUAGAGUCACAAUGGCAACUAGGAAUGGUGUCCGUGUCCCGUGACUGUUGGAAGAUGAUUGACGAUACUGCUGAAUGUAUUGGAAUUUCAUCAGCUCGAGUAAAACGGUGGAUCCAAGAAUACAGCAAAGCUCAUGGUUUAGUCAUAGAUGAACCUGUCACUAGAAAACGUAAAUUAUCAGAAUCCAGAAAUACAGAUGAUUUUGGUUCCGAUACUGGAGGUGAAGAAAAUGAAGAACUUGAGAGUGCGGCGAAAAAGAGUAAGAAAAGUCCAUCUAGAAGCAAGACCAAAGAAAACAGAGAGACGACGGACAAAAAAGAGACUAACCGGAACCAGAACAAGCGUGAACAAAUUGUGGGGUUACUGGGGAAACUCAGCCACACUUGUUCAUCAUUGUCAUCUCUUGGUGUUGAAACUGCCUGUCUAGCUGUCAACAAACCAGUUGUUUUCACACUAGGUAGUAAAUAUGGUACAAACUUCCUUAAAAAAGAAAAGCAAUUACAGAACAAAUUUCUUGCCUACUUAGCCAAGGGCAAAGAUCAGCCCAAAAACAAUCGUAAGAAGCUUGCAGAAGAAGUGAAGGCCUUAUUCAAUGAGAAGUUUUCUUUAUGUUGCGGCAGUACUCGGACCAUGCCAUAUGUUAAACUGGAAAAAGAUCCUAUGUUUAUCGACAUUGAAGGCUUCCCGGAUGGCAUUAUCCUAAAAAGACCACAGUCCUAUGGAAUAUCGGAUCUUCGGAAAAUUUUAAAUGCUUCUGAAAAAAUCCAGUUUCACCUAAAGAAUCCACAGCCAAACAAAAAGAAAGUCACUUCUAACCCGACGCCAAAGAAAGAAAAUACGAGUACAGAAUCCACAGAGAACAAUUUACCGCCUCCUACUUUACCUGCUCAGUCCAAUGACACACAACCUAAUAAAGACCUCCGAACAAAAUCAGACAGUUUUGGUAAUAGUGGCAACAAAAGGAAUAAUUCCACUCCUCCUCCACCUCAGCUUGAACCUGAACGUCCACAACUUGAGUUGAACAUGGAUUCAAAGACUAAACCAGAUCAAGUUCCAAAAUUUGGUACAGUUGAGCCUCAGUUCUCAACGUUACCAAAAGCCUUUCAGACUUCAGGGAACACUCCAGGAAGUGAGUCUUUCUUACACAGUUCGUAUAUGACUACAAAUUCAAACACGGGUUCCCAGGCACAAAACCCCAAUAAAUCCUUACAAAUGAGACAAAGUGCUGCGUUUGGCAGCAAGCCCAUUGUCACAAGCCCUGCAUUCUUGCAGCACAGAACUACUUUCGGUUCUGGGAGCAGUCGCCGAAAAGCUCUAGAAUUAGCACGCUCAGAGCAGAAAGCUCUGGAAGAGAAAUCUAAAAAGGCUGUUGAGACACUGAAACCUGUUGAGCAGCCCAAGACUGAUUUUCAGCAGAAUUCGGACAGCAAGUCUGUGGCCAAAUUUGACAUCAGUUCAAGAUCUGUUGAAGCUUCCAAAUUUAAACCAAUUGAUUCAAUGCAAUUCAAACCUAUGGAGAGCCCUAAGUUUAAGGGCAUAGAAAUUGCUAAAUUCAAACCUAUAGAGAGUGCUAAAUUCAAACCAAUGGACAGUAAGUUUAAACCUGUAGAAACGACCAAAUCUGACAAAAAAUCUUCUGACAGUGUUCUUGUUGAAAAGAAAAAACCUGAAACACCAAAAUCUCAAAAGAAAGAAUCAGAAAACACAAAAUCACAGAAGUCUAAAGAUUCUGAUGGCAAAUCAGGAACUGAAAGUGAGGUUUUUAUUGUAGAGAAAGUCUUAAAGAAACGUGUGCAGAAAGGUCAUCAAGAGGUUUUGGUCAAAUGGAAAGGUUACAGCAAUCGUUACAACUCAUGGGAACCAGUGGACAACAUUUUCACCAUGUAAACCUUUCAGUUUUUGGGGAGGAGGGGUAAAAAGUAAAAAUAAAUAAGUAAAAAAAAAUAAUACUUUAAAACAAAAAAAAAAAAAUAAU
Molecule: messenger RNA, 4204 nt
Organism: Octopus sinensis (East Asian common octopus)
Lineage: Eukaryota; Metazoa; Mollusca; Cephalopoda; Octopoda; Octopodidae
Product: probable serine/threonine-protein kinase ifkA
Exons: 11
Coding region: 322-4116 (1264 amino acids)
Cellular component (GO): nucleus
Molecular function (GO): DNA-binding transcription factor activity
Source: RefSeq, a predicted model, not a curated record